Microstroma glucosiphilum is the source of this 501-nucleotide messenger RNA. RefSeq names its product putative GPX2-glutathione peroxidase. The transcript has 4 exons. The record is from RefSeq and is a predicted model, not a curated record. The coding region runs from base 1 to 501 and encodes 166 amino acids. Gene Ontology annotation, biological process: response to oxidative stress. NCBI's taxonomy places the organism in Eukaryota, Fungi, Basidiomycota, Exobasidiomycetes, Microstromatales, Microstromataceae. Gene Ontology annotation, molecular function: glutathione peroxidase activity.
AUGGUCGACUUUUACACCCUCUCCGCUCCCAAGCCCAAUGGCUCUUCAUACGACUUUGCCUCUCUCAAGGGUAAAGUCGUCCUUAUUGUAAACACUGCCUCCAAGUGUGGCUUCACUCCUCAAUUUGCUGAACUAGAGGAAUUGAACAAGAAGUACAAGGAUCAAGGAUUGGUCAUUUUGGGAUUCCCGUGUAAUCAAUUUGCUAGUCAGGACCCAGAGGGAGAUGAGGGGAUUGGAGCUUUCUGCACAAAGAACUACGGAGUCUCCUUUGACAUGCUCGCAAAGUCGGACGUGAAUGGCAGCAAUGCAAAUGAAGUCUUCAAGUGGCUAAAGGACCAGAAGAGUGGUCUGCUUGGCCUCAGCGGGAUCAAGUGGAACUUUACCAAGUUCCUCGUGGACAAGGAUGGAAAGGUGCAACAGCGUUACUCGCCCCAGACUAAGCCUCUUUCCAUUUCCAAUGAAAUCGAGAAGCUACUCAAGGCACCUUCUGCCGCCAAGUAA